UCGCAGUUUAUAUUAGUUUACAUUAGGACAGGCACCGCAAACCAUAGGCCGCUAUAAAUUGUGUUUUCGUUAACACAUCACUCUCGCGCAUCUUUAUCGCUGGCGUCACGCGCGAAAUUAAAUCACCAUCGCGCGCGCGUCUCCUUUUUAUAUAUUACGCCGAUGCCGAGUGGGACGUUAGUUUGAAGAAAGGAAGAAGGAGAGCGAAUUAAAAAUUACGAUGCGAUCGGGCAAGUGAGAACGGGACGAGAAGGCGGCGGAAGAGGCUGGGAAAACUCCAAGGGCGCGGACAGAAGCUUUAAUAUAGAGAGUCAAUUCGAGUUGAUGGGAUAAAACACACGGCGACAUGAACAGCAAGAGUGCAUUACUGGUGCAACGUUGGAUGCUCCAACCGCGCGUGCUGCUCGCUCUCAUUUCGCUGCAAUUUAUCAUUCAGUUUUUCACGUCCGUCUAUCUGUAUAAGUACGUCACGAACGUGGAAAGCGAUCUUCGCGUGGUAAAAAGCCGCCACCCGUUCGAGACGAUCCCGCGACGAAAACGCAGCAGCGCAUUACCAAUCGCCGAGGACAACGCUGUCUCCGAUUUAUCCAGCAGGAUCCGAGAGGAUAAGGAGAUGCAGGGCACAAAGAAGGUGACUGCAUCCCCCAUCAUGGUGUCCGGUUCGUCGCCUACGGUGACCGGAGGUCAAGACUGGGUCUGGUUGAACGCCGACACGCGUAUACAGUUCGAUGCGAUUGAGAACUUCUGUCGAUCGUCCUCAAAGUACUGUCCGCCUGGGCUGCCUGGAGCACCCGGAAAUCCAGGCCCGCCGGGCGAGCCGGGAUUACCAGGUGCCCAAGGAAUGAUGGGGCCAAAAGGACCACCGGGAGCAGCCGGGCACCCAGGUGUCAGAGGACCGAAGGGCGACAUAGGUCCACCAGGUUUCGACGGAAGGGACGGUAUACCCGGUGAGCCCGGGUUAGAUGGUAUACCCGGUAGAAGCGGCCUGGACGGUGUACCCGGCAGCAAUGGCAAGCCGGGUGUCAACGGGUCGCCCGGAUUGCCUGGGAGAAAUGGGACAGAUGGAAGACCCGGUCAAAUGGGGCCUCAAGGACCACCAGGACAACGAGGAGAACAAGGUCAAUCCGGUCAUACAGGACCGCCGGGGAGAGAUGGCAAGCCAGGUAUACAAACCUGGAAGGUGAACAUGAAUGAUUACAACCUGAAUGACAUAUUAAUCCCGCCAUCCAUAGUGGAAAUUACACCGCCAUUGAACGGAAGCGACGUAUUUUCCGUGCAAGAAGGCAGCAAUAUACGGCUGAAAUGCGACUCAAGCGGGAAACCACAGCCUGUUAUACAGUGGACGAAAAUAGACGGUUCCGUUAUACCGAUGGGUGCCUGGCAUGUGAGUUCUGUCACGAGCCAAACGUUCAAUAUCAGCGUGGUGAACCGGGAUCAUAUGGGCGAAUAUGUGUGCAACGCCGAUAACGGGGUACCGCCAGCGAAGUCCAAGAGAUUCCGGCUUCAAGUCAGAUUUCCACCUUUUAUUCGCAUACGCAACCAGAUGAUUCUCGUACGAAACCAAAAUCCGGCGACGUUAGAAUGCGAAGUGGAAGCCUUUCCCGAGCCCGCCGUUCACUGGGAGCGCGGUGACGGUCGUCGUUUGAAAAUGUCGGAAAAAUACAGGAUGGAGGUUUACGAUAGACGCGAUAUAUACAAGUUGAAGAUGAGGCUGAGAAUCAUGAGGGUGACAUCGUCAGAUCACGGAACUUAUCACUGCGUGGCGAAAAACGAGAUCGACAUUACCAAGGGAUCCUUUAUAGUAGACGACGACACUAAGAACAUGGAGAGACUGAAGUUGGGGAACAAGCAACACGUUACGUACGGCGACCCCAUGCCUCCGAGCGUUGAUCAGGAGGAAUUAUGUAGUCCGCAAGAAACCUGUGCAGCGUGCCCGGUGCUAAAGUGCACGUAUACAGAUAUAUCGAAUAAUCUACACGUCCAACCGUUGCGAGGUAUUAACUUCACCGGGCUGCCGUCGCCUCUAGUCGAGGGUAUGAUAGAAGCCGUGGGAAAGCCUGUGCUGAAAGGAAGCAUGGACGACUAUUACGGAAGUUGGAUGCACGACGCGUACUUCCGCCACGACGGCACGUCCGAUAGGCUCUGGGUUACUCGCAAGAACGACACGUCCAAUAUCUUUGAGUACAGAUCGAAGGAAUUCUUCAAGAAUGAUACGGCUCGCUCCAUCAAAUUGCCCUAUCCCUUCCAGGGCAACGGACAUAUAGUUUAUAACAAGUCUUUCUUUUACAAUCCGAUAAAUCGAUCGACGGUCUUCCGCUUCGAUCUUUAUUCGUCUUCGGAUCACGGAUGCGACCGAGAAUCCGACUGCGAGAUGCAGCUCCCGGGCUUGCUGCUGAACACACAGAAUCUCCUCUACACGCCGUACCACAAUUUUAAUUAUGUGGAUUUCAACGUGGACGAGAACGGUUUAUGGGUCAUUUACGGGCUACCGUCCAAUAAUACUGUCGUGGUGAAAAUGGACCCCGCGAGAAUGGCUAUUCAAUACGCAUGGAACAUCAGUAUUGACCAUCACAGAUUCGGAGAGAUGUUCAUCGCAGGAGGAGUGCUUUACGCUGUACAUAGUGUCAUCGAGGAGACUAUGAAAAUAACGUUCGCCUUCGAUCUGUACCGUAACACAACGUUGGAAGUGCAGCUGUCGUUCACGAAUCCGUAUCACAAGACCACGGCCGUUAGCUAUAAUCAUAAAACCAAGGAGCUCUACACGUGGAAUAAGGGCAACCAAUUAGCCUACCCUGUGAAAUAUCGCGACGACAUGAAGGACGUAGUGGGUGGCAACUAAAAAAAUUGUCUUCGCCGGUAUACGUAUACUGAUGAAAAUAUAUGUACAAGCGAGUUGAGCAACCCAAAGUCGAGUGGCCAAUUGAGCAACUUCGACUUCGUGUAACUUCGUGUAACGAAGUCGAAGUCGGUACAUUUCCAAAUCCCCUCGCCAGAAGACGAGCGUCUUUGUCGCGCACAUGUAUCGAACGUAUCGACAGUAUGUUUUAUAUGUGCAAUAAAUUAUUGAAAGUGUUGCCACCAUUUAUAAACACGCAGUAUAACGAUUGAACAGGAUCGAUGAGAGGCACGACGAUUCAUCGAAUUCUACAAAUUAUAAUCGAGUCUAUGUGAAAAGAAUAAAUGCAUCGAUGAAAGCGACCACUCAAUGUAUAUCUGUGUCUAUAAUCGCCGGAUUCCAGAAAUGUAGAUAAAACUUUAACCGAUUGAUAAAAGCGAACAAACGAA
Dinoponera quadriceps is the source of this 3285-nucleotide messenger RNA. RefSeq lists its product as uncharacterized. The record is from RefSeq and is a predicted model, not a curated record. NCBI's taxonomy places the organism in Eukaryota, Metazoa, Arthropoda, Insecta, Hymenoptera, Formicidae. The transcript has 16 exons. Gene Ontology annotation, biological process: signal transduction. The coding region runs from base 347 to 2839 and encodes 830 amino acids.